Molecule: messenger RNA, 1258 nt
Organism: Ostrinia furnacalis (Asian corn borer)
Lineage: Eukaryota; Metazoa; Arthropoda; Insecta; Lepidoptera; Crambidae
Product: DNA-directed RNA polymerase II subunit RPB1
Exons: 4
Cellular component (GO): plasma membrane
Molecular function (GO): calcium channel regulator activity; GTPase activity; GTP binding
Source: RefSeq, a predicted model, not a curated record
UGAAAUGGAUACUCGCGAGUGAAUCUAAUGAUGGCCGUGAACAGUCCAGGAGGUUAUCCUCCCGUCUCCCCUAAGCCCCAUACUCCCAAAAGUCCCCGGCACUUUGUGUUUCCCCAAAAAAGUCCGUCUAUCACCUCCAGCACUUCUUCUUCUGGGUACUACACGCCUCAGUCCGGUUGUAGCUAUGAUAAGCACAACCAGCCUCCGAAGUCUCCCAUAGCGCACGGGCACAGAAGUCCCAUGAGCCCGAGGCACUUCAAUUUCCCACAGAAUCCUUCAGGCCGGUCGAGUCCCUGCAACUUCGAUAGGGUCCCUCAUCCCCCAUCUAGCCUGCACUACUCAACGUCUCUCAAACACAGCCGGAGAGAAAAGUCCAGGUCUCCCAAACCGCCUCCCGUGCACAUCCACACCAACCCAGGAUAUGUGUCUCCGAACCGCACGCGGAAAAUAUACGGUUCCACUUCCACAGUGAGCUCUCCGCGGCUAGUGACGUCACCGAGUAUAGUAUCGAGUCAUACUGACGACUCGAUGGAUGCCAUGCCGGGGACGCCGUCUGCAGUGGUUCAUGAUGCGGAUGACGAGGCCACGACGACGUCAUCACGCAUCUGCCGGAAGUCGACGUCAGAUUUGACAGAUAUGACAGAUGACACGCCACAGACUAGGUCGACGAGCGUGAGCAGGCCGUGCUCUCCUAUGAGGCGAGGGUCCAUGAAGGGUGGACUGGCUUACCUGGCCAGUAGGAGAGGGUCGAGGGAGUCUACGAUGUCGAAUUGUGACUCCGUAGAGGAUAUCGGGCCGUUGAACUUUCAAAAUACGAUGCGUGGACGGCAGAGGCGGACGUCCAACUUUUUGGAGUUACCAGUGGUCGAGCACUCGCGCCCUCGCGUCUGCUCGCUCCCCGAGAAGCCGUACAACCCGCGCAUCUCCGACGACCUGUACCGGCUGCGCACCUUCAGCAUCACGACCAAGGGCGGCGUCGUCAACUGCGGCGACUCCAUCUGCAACCGCCGCAGCCGGUCCAACACCUCCGUCAACUCCACCAAUAGCAGGGCGUCGGACCGGUCGCCUUUCGACGGGUCCUGCUGCUCGGGCUACCGGCCUGUGGACUCCGCGAGCCUCACCACGCCGGACGAAGACGAUCUUGACCAGAUCCCAAAGUACCGAGUGGUGUUGUUGGGCGACGCCGGCGUCGGCAAGACGGCGCUAGUGUCGCAGUUCAUGACGUCAGAGUACAUGAACACGUAUGACGCCAGUUUGG